Arachis duranensis is the source of this 883-nucleotide messenger RNA. RefSeq names its product early nodulin-like protein 3. NCBI's taxonomy places the organism in Eukaryota, Viridiplantae, Streptophyta, Magnoliopsida, Fabales, Fabaceae. The record is from RefSeq and is a predicted model, not a curated record. The transcript is spliced from 2 exons. Bases 117 to 698 code for a protein of 193 amino acids. Gene Ontology annotation, cellular component: plasma membrane. Gene Ontology annotation, molecular function: electron transfer activity.
ACCCACCGCUAUAUAAAUAACCUCAGCACAUUGCUAAAACCAGUUGGUUGUGUACCAUUAUAUCACGUCAAUAAUCAGUAAAAAUCCUCAGCAUAUUUUGUUGUUGUUUUGAAACAAUGGCUGGUUGUUUGAGAGCUUCCUCAGCUACUUGUAUUUUGGUCCUUUUUGUUGUGUUUGGAAUAUCUUAUGCUGCUAAGGAUAUCUUGGUUGGAGGCAAGGUUGAUGCAUGGAAGGUUCCAUCUUCACCCUCUGAUUCCCUCAACAAAUGGGCUGAGAGGGCUAGGUUUCAAGUCGGAGACCGUCUUGUGUGGAAAUAUGAUGGUGGGAAAGACUCUGUGUUGGAAGUGAACAAAGAGGAUUAUGGGAAUUGCAACACAUCAAAUCCAAUCAAGAAGUUCAAUGGCGGCAACACUAGGGUGGAGCUGGACCACCCUGGACCAUUCUACUUCAUAAGUGGAGCAAAGGGUAGCUGUGAGCAAGGUGAGAAGCUUCAUGUGGUGGUCAUUACUCCAAGGGGUGCACCUGCACCUUCACAGGCACAUACACAUGCACCUUCUCCUGCUCCUUCACCUUCUUCAGGAUUUGAAGAUGAUCAUACACCUGCCCCUGCUGUUGCUCCUUCAAGUGGUGGUGCCAAUGCUUUGGAGUCCGGCAGUCUUAUGACUCUUAUUGGGGUUUUUGCCAUGUGGGUUUUCUAAUGUGAAUCAAUGAAUGGUUGAAUUAUAUCCAAUACAGUAGUUUAAUUGAAAAUCUGUCACAUUGAUGUGAUAUUAUUAGAUUAUUAGUUCUGUAGGGAAGGAAUUGAAAGAUUUAAUUUUUUUCAUAUAUUAUUAUCAUGUUUGCCUUUUCAAAUAUCCUAUAAAAUAUAUUGAUUUUUACUAAA